CAGGAAUCUCAUUGACUAUGAAAAAUCCAAUUAGCAUCCUUGAAAUUCCAGGUACACUUGUUCAAAACAGUUCAAACACAGGUGAUUGACAGAAUGCUGAAUAAUUACCAAAAAACAAUUUGUCUACUAACAGCUUUGCACAUUGAGAGCACGUUAUGAUAAUCCUGGGUUCGUGUAAUUGCAGAUUGACCCUGCAAGGACUUUUAAAGUAUCUAACAAUGGCACAGCACAGAAUUAAUAACCCAGCCACUGUGGAGUUCUCCAUUAAAAACUUACAAGAACAAUCUGUUGAUUUGGCGAUAGCACUGAAUAAACAAAGGAAAUCAAACACUAAAUUAUGCGAUGUCCUUUUGCAAGUUGGAACUGAAACGAUUGCUGUCCAUAGUUGUGUCCUAGUUGCAAAAUGCCCAUACUUUGAGGCAAUGUUAACUGGUAAUUUUGCAGAGGCUAAUCCUGCCCAGGAUACAGUUGGAGCUAAGGUUUUGGAUAUGUCCCAAUCAGUGCAUGAGAUCAGUUCCCUGAGGGAGAUCGUUGAUUUCAUGUAUACUGGAAAGAUGAUCAUCAGUGCUGAUCAAGUUGAAGAUAUCAUAUCCUUGGCAUCCUUACUGUUGCUGUUUGAUGUUCAGAAGUUCUGUGCUCAAUAUCUGUUGUUGAAUUUGACCCUGCUUAACUGCCUCAACAUAUAUGCUCUAGCUGAACUCUAUGAUCUAAAGGAAUUGGAAUUCUUGGCUAAAACACUCAUAACAAGCAGAUUCCAUGAUAUCAUCAUAAAUGGAACUGAAAUCCUCGAUGUUCCUGUUGAAUUCCUCUCUAAGAUCAUCUCAGAUCAAUCCUUUGUUGAACACUGUACAACGUACCAGUUGAUAAACUUAGUAGUAAGAUGGGCAAAUAAGAGCAUAGAUGAAAGGAGAACUGAAGUCAACAGGCUGCUUAGUAUGUUUGAAUGGAGAUCUAUGACAAAAGAGCAAAGGGAUAUAAUUCUGGCUGAGAAAACUAUUGACCCAGAUAUUAUUAAUAACAAAAUGCCUGAGGAUAAUGUUGAAGUAGUUCAAAGAGAAGUACACGAAUGCUUCACAUUAGGGGUUGAAAGAUACCCAUUUUCUCAAACAAAGGUGCUGUAUGUUUAUGACAUGUGCUGCAACAGAUGGAUGAAGAAAGAGAUUCUAUUUUCACAAAAUGAAUAUCCAAAUAAACUAAGGACAUAUGACUGUAGCUUUAAUGUCAUUGGUAUUGUUGGUGAAAGACUGUUAUGUAGCCCAAAAUACAAUGAAUCGAGCAUUCCCUCAGCAACAAGAUUCAUGCCAAGACCUUCUGUUGAUUAUGAUUCAGACUUUAACAGUUUUCAUUCAGAUUCUGGCUGCAAGAUGUUUGUGUGUGGAGGUGUUUUGUUUCACUGCGAUGAACAGGAAACUGAACUCUACUCUUCAUAUGACUCAGAUGUGGAAAGUCAGUCAAGAGAUGAACAAUGGGGUAAAAAGUUUUACUUCAAAUUGUACAACCCAGAAAGCACAUCAUGGGAGGAACCCAUUCCUAUGGAUCCUUAUGACUCUGACACAUUUUAUAAGUAUGCUGUUAUUGACAGUCCUGGCAAUCCAACAAUUUUAAUUGUUAAAGGUACAUUUGAUAAGAAACAGAUUGAAUUAUUGGAUUCAUUGUUGAUCACCAGUUACAAUGUGACAACUCGUGUUGUUAGCUGUUUGACUCAAAUCAAGCGAACUGAAUCUUCAAGCACUGAAGAUAAGGAGAUUUUGAGGACAUUUGCAAGAGGAUCAGAGGAACUCAAACUUAAACACAAUAAUGGCUUCCUCCUACCACCUAAAAUAUUUGAAUUUGGUGCUCCCAAUCUCCAAAGUGGUUUUGCGUACCAUUAUAACAUUGCAGAAAAUAAAUGGGUGAAGCAUCAGAAAAUGUCUACAGGGUCUGUGUGUAAAAAACACAGCAAGGUUAGAGAUAGUCUCUCUUGGCUUCAACGGUCAGAUUGGAUGAGUGUCAAUGGGUGCACUGUGAAUAACAUCAGUGGAAGCACCAUAGGACUAACUCUAGGGUUCAAUUCUUUGAUAGGCAAUUUUUGCAAGUUUGACCCCACUGACUCUGAUCAUUGUUGCCAAAGCUUACCUUUACUUCCCCCAUGUAAACUGGGAAGGUCAGGAUUAGGAAACAUGACUGCCGUUGUUCCAAUGACGCAGCACAUCCUGGACACAUUUGAGAACUUUGCUGCCUCAAUAGAAGAUGAAGAAUGCGGUGCAAAUGUUUUUCUGGGGUGUACCUUGAGUGGGUUCAGUGAAAAGUAUGCCUUUAAAACCCCUGAGUAUGUGACACCAAUUGCUAGUUCGCCUACAAGCUACAACUUUCCACAUGUUGGACUCUACUCUGAUGUCUAACUCUGACUCAGAUAGGUGGGAUAAUGAGAGUAAUAACACUUAUGACAGUGCAGCUAGUGAUGAAAUCUUCUUGGACUUCUAGAUCUAGCUAGUAAUAGUCUCACAUAGGCUGUUACACCUAGCUUGUAAUAGUCUCACAUAGGCUGUGAGACCUACUGAUCAAAAUGAUAUUACAGACCAGUUGCAUAUAAUUUUCAUAUGGAAACAUCAGCUAGACUAUACCAAAAGCAGGCCUAAUCUUGUAUGGCCUUAUGAAUUGUGUACAAAUGUCUGAAAACUUGAAAAAUGGUGGAUUAUUUGUUCAUAUUUGGUAUGUGAAUACUAUAAGCAUGGCACACUGUCUAAUGACACUUUUGGUAGAAGGCGGCCACCAUUUUAAAGUAUUUUACUAUAACUCGAAAAGUAGUGGAGCUAUUUUGUUCAUAUUUGGUAUGUGAAUACUAUAAAAAAAGCAUAUUACUUCUUCUGAUGACAACUUGGCUAGUGAGCAACCAUUUUGAAAAUGGUGGCCUUUCUUAUAUUAUGUGUGUUAUUUUAUGAUAUUUGCUAUAUAUUUUGUUUGUAAAACUGCCAGCCAUUUCUGUUCGAUGGGAUUCGCUACGCUUUGGCGUUGCCGUUGUUCUUGUUUAACUUUAGUAGAUAGUAGAUAAGGCAUUAUUGAUAAAGUAAAACAUCGGAAAAUAUUAUAUUGCAGUGAUUUGCCCAGAAUUUAAGUCUUAGUGCUUAGUGGGUGAAAACCUGUUUAUAAACAAGUCUUAAAUGAAGUCUCUGGAUCCCCAUCUACUUCACCUAGACUGGAGUUGAGGUAUACAGAUAUAUAAGGGAAGGGAUGAGGUCACAAGGGCUCCAAGCAAGACUAUGUUUGUACAUAUUUUCAAUAUUUGAACAGUAUACAAAUAACAUUGGUUUAUCAUUGUAUAUAAUACUUUGGUAAUAGAUAUACACAACAGGUUUAAUUGCUUCAUUAUGGAGCAUUUUGACAAAAAACUUUAGAACAUUUUUUAGUUGCUACAAAGGCACAAAAUCCUUCAUUACCAAGGUUUUUGUUAAAUACCAAGGUUUUUGUUAAAAGGCUUCAUCUUAACCAAGCAAUUUAAACCUCCUGUAUACUAUAACAGGUGCCUUGUGCAGAGCUGUUACUUGUGAAAGGAUGGGUAUCGAUAUGAUACACAUGUUUCUCUUAAACCAGUCAUAAAAAAAUCUGAAAAUUUUACACAUCCACAAUUUAAUGGUCAUUUUUUGAAAGGUAACAAUAUAAUUUGAAAUAAAUAUAUAUACUUUUCUCUAUAUUGUUUUAGAAAACACAUCAGACACUUUUUUGUUCUUGGUAUCAUAUGUUCGGAAUGAAAUGAAACAUCUAUCCAAACCUCAUUGGAACAAAAUGACCUAAACACAACGUGUUUAGGUCUCUCAAUAUUGUAAUUGUACAGAGGAAAGUUUGGUUGAUUUAAAGUAUCUUGUUAUUGAAACAAAAGGUUUAUCUUGAUUUUUAUCUAUUUUGGGGGUUUUUGUUUAAAUUUUUUAAAUACUUUUUGUGAAAUCAACCAAACUUUCCUUUGUAUAACUAUAAUAUUGAGAGGUCUAAGAAAAUGUUGCAUAUGCUAUUUUGUUCCAUCAAGCUUCGGAGAGAUGUUUCAUUUCAUUCUCAAAAAUUGGUAAAAUGGGACAAAAAACAAUUGCACUAAAAAA
This is a messenger RNA of Owenia fusiformis, 4070 nucleotides long. Lineage: Eukaryota; Metazoa; Annelida; Polychaeta; Sabellida; Oweniidae. The record is from the annotation of a GenBank genome assembly.